This is a messenger RNA of Dalotia coriaria, 866 nucleotides long. It is a transcript of the gene Sumo, whose product is annotated as Small ubiquitin like modifier. The record is from RefSeq and is a predicted model, not a curated record. NCBI's taxonomy places the organism in Eukaryota, Metazoa, Arthropoda, Insecta, Coleoptera, Staphylinidae. The transcript has 3 exons. Gene Ontology annotation, cellular component: nucleus. Gene Ontology annotation, molecular function: protein tag activity; ubiquitin-like protein ligase binding. Gene Ontology annotation, biological process: protein sumoylation. Bases 194 to 463 code for a protein of 89 amino acids.
CACUUCCGUUUCGAAUCUGUUGCCGAAUAAUCAUACCAGAAAGCCGGCCAUUAUUUGGUGAAGCUGCUUUAGCUGCGUGUGUUUUCUGCAAGAAACCGCCUUUGCCGCAUUGCAUCUCGCCGCUUCAACGGUCGUUCGGAUCAACGCUAGUGUUCUCAUCUUCCGGUAAUCUCAAAACCAGCCGAAUUUCGCAAUGGGUGACGAUAAGAAGCCAACAGACCCUGAAAGCUUGAACUUGAAAGUUCUGGGCCAGGACAACACUGUAGUUCAAUUCAAAAUCAAGAAGCACACCCCACUUAGGAAGCUCAUGAGCGCAUAUUGCGAACGUGCCGGUCUCAGUAUGAAUGUGGUGAGAUUCCGCUUUGAUGGCAACCCGAUUAACGAAAUGGAUACGCCGACUUCUCUAGAGAUGCAGGAGGGUGACACCAUCGAGGUCUAUCAGGCGCAGACCGGCGGAUACUAAUUUUUAAGUGUUAUUUUAAUUCCAACACACAUCACCCUGGCGCCGCCAUUACCACCAUUUUUUGUGUCCUCAUUGUCUGUCCGUUUUUUGGGAAAUCGACGGUGUUCGCGUGCGUGCGCCAGAGUUGUGUUAUUUAAUGUAUAGAUUAUAAACGAACAGUUACGUUAAGCGCAUCUCUUAAAACUAAUUUUUCAUACACGACAGUAUAUAACGCAGCAAAAUCAACCAGAAUACAGUUUACAGCAAAACAAAAUACGCGGGAAAUUUAAUGAUGUAAUUUUAUCGUGUGCGCCCGAUGGCGGGCUGGUUCUGGACCAGGAUGGAAUUCAUUUGAUUUCGGACGAUUUGUUUACGAUUUUCAAGUAUGUAGAAUUAAAAUAAACAAACAAACUUUUUGUAAUAA